Molecule: messenger RNA, 3456 nt
Organism: Clupea harengus (Atlantic herring)
Lineage: Eukaryota; Metazoa; Chordata; Actinopteri; Clupeiformes; Clupeidae
Gene: mier1b
Product: mesoderm induction early response 1b, transcriptional regulator
Exons: 13
Coding region: 602-2035 (477 amino acids)
Biological process (GO): negative regulation of transcription by RNA polymerase II
Cellular component (GO): nucleoplasm
Molecular function (GO): histone deacetylase binding; transcription corepressor activity
Source: RefSeq, a predicted model, not a curated record
UAAAGAUGCUCUCUAAAUUGAAGUUAUUUUAUGUUUUUCCCAUUGUAUAUAUAUUAAAUAUGGUAACGGUUAGUAAAAUGUUGCGAGUCGUGUUGAUGUGUGCCCGAAAUAUUUCAACUUGUUUUAGCCUUGUAUUCUGAAAACUUAUUGGCUAAUUCCAACCAGGGUAGCUUGCAUAGCCUGCUAACGUUACCUACAUUUGAUAUCAGAGUUAACAUUAUAGGCUGCUAGUUGCGUAGCUGCACGGGGAUGAGCGUAGGAAGGUUAAGAUAUUGUUCUUAGAUAUACGACUGACCUCUUUUUUGUGCGGUUAUUUUUUCAUAUUUAAGACAUUUUAAUACAGUGACUGUGCUGUUAUUAUUCAAAGAGUGUUGUCAGCUCAUACUAGCCAGCUAGUUGUAUGUAGCCAGCAAGCUAUCCUAUGUUAGCUAAGUUGACUUAAUUAACGUCGCCAGCUAGCGAGCUAAUGUGAGCAGCAAAGCCCUUAUCAACUAAACAAGAAGUUCAUCAAAAUAUUAGGCUAGUUACUCCCUCCUGUGGGGAUUCGAGUCCAGGAGUCUCGACCGGAUCUGACAACAUAGACUUCAAUCCCUCGGCUGACAUGUUAGUCCAUGAUUAUGACGAUGAACGGACUCUCGAGGAGGAGGAGAUGCUGGAGGGAGAGACCAACUUCAGCAAUGAGAUAGAGGACCUAGCCAGGGAGGGAGAAAUGCCCAUUCAAGAUCUCUUAAAUCUUUAUGGUUAUGGAAAUGCUGUCUCCCUGGAAGAGGAGGAGGAGGAGGAGGAUGAAGACGACGAAGAGGAGGAGGACGGUGAAGAUGAAGAUGAUGAUGAAGAAGCAGAAGAUAUAGUUAACGAUGAGAGCAGCAGAGGUGCUGUACAGUCGAAAAGGAAUAAGGGGGAAAGGAACGUCUCUGCAGGACAAGCUGAGGAGUAUGGGCCUUCCAGUGAUGGCUGCACUCGUUCUGGCAAAUCUCACGGGACUGCAGAACUCAUCCGUCCGCAGAAGUUCUUUGAAAAUAAUGAAGUUGAAGAAGAAUCAGAAGAUGAUGAAGAUUACAUUCCUUCGGAGGACUGGAAGAAGGAGAUCAUGGUUGGCUCAAUGUAUCAAGCUGAAACUCCCUCAGGAUUGUGUAAAUAUCAAGAAAAUGAAAAAGUGUAUGAAAAUGAUGAUCAGCAACUGUGGAAUCCUGAAUUUCUUACGGAAAACAAAGUUGUGGAGUUUUUAACCGAGGCUUCAAGACGGACUGGAGACGAGAGGGGAGUUGAUGCCAUCCCUGAAGGAUCACAUGUCAAAGAUAAUGAGCAGGCCCUGUAUGAGUUGGUGAAGUGUGAGUUUGAUACUGAUGAAGCCCUCAGAAGGCUGAGGUUUAAUGUGAAAGCUGCACGAGAAGAGUUGUCUGUCUGGACAGAGGAGGAGUGUAGAAACUUUGAACAGGGCUUAAAAGCCUAUGGAAAAGAUUUUCAUUUAAUACAGGCCAAUAAGGUGAGAACAAGGUCCGUAGGCGAAUGUGUGGCCUUCUAUUACAUGUGGAAGAAGUCUGAGCGGUAUGAUUUCUUUGCGCAGCAGACCCGACUUGGAAAAAGGAAAUAUAACCUUCAUCCUGGGGUGACGGAUUAUAUGGACCGUCUGCUGGACGAGACGGAGAGUGCGUCCUCCAGCAGGGCGGCCUCCCCGCCUCCCACGGCCUCCAGCAGCAGCACCAGCCUCUCGGAGCGGGACGAGGUGCUCAACCACAACGGCGUAAACAGCAUUGGUGCCGGGUCGUACCCAUCUUCACAGCUCCUGUGUGGGGGGGGUCAGGUGAAGAGUGAGGGUCCAGUCCAGUCGAACGGCCCUGCCUACAUGCACUCCUCCUCCUCCUCAGCCCCGGACUCCAACGGCUGCGACCUCACCGAGACGCCCAGUUCCAAUGGCAACGGGGAGGCGGGGCUCCAUAACAACUGCCAAGUGUACGAGCCACUCGCCAAGAAGUGCCGGACUGAUGGGGAGCCUCUGGCUGAGCUGGAGGCCUCCCGGGCGAAGGAGGACUGAAGCCACACACACACACACACACCCCAAAUUCUAGACCAAAUCCAUAGCCAAGAUGGCAGGCAGCACUCUGAUUGUACCCAGCACAGUGCCCCCCCCCACCCCCUCCCCCCCAAGCAAAACAAACAGUGGAGAGGACUGAGGCAUCCUCACAUCAACACUCCAGAUUGUUUAUAUCAUUCUGCCCCUUUCUUCCAGGGACUGUCGACACAGGAAGAAAAAAAGGUUAUUUUCAAUGUUUGUAUGGCAAAUUGUCUGUAAUAUUUUUUUAACUAUAUAUAUUUAUAUUUUCUAUAAAAGUAUAUAAGUGGUUAAAUUGCUGUCGAAGCCAUUUUAAGUAGGGAAGGGGAAUGGGAGUGACAUUUGUUAGGUUAACUUGACUCUGCUACUGAGGUUUAACGGUGGGGAGUUCAGGCAAAUGAAGAUGCACUUUUUAUUCUCUUUUUGUGUUCCUUUUCCGAAUGAAAUGGGUGAAAUCAUGUUAGUGAAUACAGUUACAGUAGUUUAUAACAAUAACUUAAGGAGGCGAGAGCUGCGACCCAUUUUGUUUUUAAAUAAGCCAGUGGGGAGAUCCCCAAGGUUUGUUAGGCAGCAUUUGACAUCAGUGAUGUCUCUUAUCAAACACCAUAGUCGGCACACUAGCUCUAUUUUUUAAUAUUCUUAGUUUCCUUGGGCUUUUUCCAACACUCAUUUCUUUGUGUAAGAAAAGCAUGUAUAUCAUGUAUUUGACAUGUAAAGUUUGUAUAGAUUUCUUAACCUGUACAGCUCUCUUUUGAUAACCACACUGUAAAUCUAUCUGUUGUCUUUUGUCUAAAUUCCUGUGUAAGACCACAAAAUCCAUCAUCAAGAAAGGACAUAUUCAUGUGCUUAACGGCAAACUGGAUCUUAACACGAGAUAUUCCCUCAGUGAAACAGACGGCUGAAUGUUGGGCAUUUCCCUAUUGCAGAAUGUAUGCAGUAGUGUAUGUCUCGUGGGCCUGACUGGUCUGAGCAUUUAUUGCAGUUAAAAAUGUUGGCCAAAUUAAGGACAAAUUGACCUAAUGUAAAGUUGAUCAUUACUCCUACAGACUUUACAUUGGAAUUUGAACCUGUCUCUUCAAAGCAUGUUGUGUAAGUCCCAGUUCAUGGGUGACUUGCUUUGUUGUUCUUGGUCCUUGGUGGAGGCGAUGUAGGAGUACUAGACUGCCGGCAAUACUGUGGAAUAAAAUUACAAUUGUGAAAGAGUUUCGUACUAAAUUCUCUGAUUGAAUUCUAAUAUUGCACCUAAAAAAUAUUUUUUAGUUGUACAGCCAGCUCUGCUUCUCUUUGUUGAUACUGUAAAUGUCAAAGUUCCAUUUCCUUUCUCCAUUUUGACAUCAGUAAUGUACUGUACAUUUUCUUGGAUUUUACCAUUGAUCAUUUUAAUAAAAAAGGUUUUCCAGGAA